Messenger RNA from Jaculus jaculus (lesser Egyptian jerboa), 5756 nucleotides. RefSeq names its product diphosphoinositol pentakisphosphate kinase 2 (gene Ppip5k2). Gene Ontology annotation, molecular function: diphosphoinositol pentakisphosphate kinase activity; inositol hexakisphosphate kinase activity; 5-diphosphoinositol pentakisphosphate 1-kinase activity. Gene Ontology annotation, biological process: inositol metabolic process; inositol phosphate biosynthetic process. Lineage: Eukaryota; Metazoa; Chordata; Mammalia; Rodentia; Dipodidae. The record is from RefSeq and is a predicted model, not a curated record. Gene Ontology annotation, cellular component: cytosol. The coding region runs from base 512 to 4225 and encodes 1237 amino acids. The transcript is spliced from 32 exons.
GGGCCAGAGGUGCUCGGUCUCCCGAGGUGGCCCUGCGGCCGCCGCUCCAGAGGGCAGGCGGGACCACGCCUUCAGGUGCGGCCCGGGGACCGACGCCUCGGCCCCGUCCUGGACGCAGGGGAGGAAAGGAGACGUGGGUGGGCUCGCCCACCCCGAGCGAAUCUCGCGACGGUCGCGGCAGAUAAAAUAAGAAGAGCUGCCAUUCAUGAGUCACAAAUGCUUUACAUGUAUUUUCAUUCGCUGUUCUCGGCAGUCCCAUGAGGUGAAAGAAUUGCCAUUUCAGCUCAGGAAUGCAAUAGUUUCACUUUCUGUACUUUAAGCUGCAGCAAAAACUCUUGACAUCAAAAUGAAGCAAUGAUAUCUGAGAACAAAGGAACAUUUGCCAGCUAAAUGUCAACGCAAUUUCAUGUGAUUAUAUUAGAAGAAACAAUCUACAGAAGGUCUCUGUGUCAUCUAGUAUAGGGAGAAUGCUUUCCUGUAAUGACGUCUGUCUAUACCAAAUGAAAUAAAAAUGAGUGAUGUCACUGGAUUCUUUGAGCCUGAGGAAACGGAAAUUAACCCGACAAAUUACCGACAUUUCCUUCACCAUGCAGAUGAGGAGGAGGAAUAUGAGUCUCCACCAGAAAGGCAGAUUGUGGUUGGAAUAUGUUCCAUGGCAAAGAAAUCAAAAUCCAAACCAAUGAAGGAAAUUCUGGAACGGAUCUCCUUAUUUAAAUAUAUCACAGUAGUAGUAUUUGAAGAGGAAGUUAUUUUGAAUGAACCAGUGGAGAACUGGCCUUUAUGUGAUUGUCUUAUUUCUUUCCAUUCCAAAGGAUUUCCACUGGACAAAGCAGUUGCCUAUGCAAAACUCAGGAAUCCAUUUGUAAUCAAUGACUUGAAUAUGCAGUAUCUCAUACAGGAUAGAAGAGAAGUGUAUAGUAUUCUUCAAGCUGAAGGUAUCUUACUUCCUCGUUAUGCAAUUCUGAACCGUGAUCCAAAUAAUCCUAAAGAAUGCAAUCUGAUUGAAGGUGAUGAUCAUGUAGAAGUAAAUGGGGAAAUUUUCCAAAAGCCAUUUGUAGAAAAGCCAGUCAGUGCAGAAGAUCACAAUGUUUACAUUUACUACCCAACAUCUGCUGGAGGUGGAAGUCAAAGACUCUUUAGAAAGAUUGGCAGUAGAAGUAGUGUAUAUUCUCCAGAAAGCAAUGUGCGAAAAACUGGCUCAUAUAUAUAUGAAGAGUUUAUGCCUACAGAUGGUACUGAUGUUAAGGUGUAUACAGUUGGUCCAGAUUAUGCUCAUGCUGAAGCUCGGAAAUCUCCAGCUCUUGAUGGCAAAGUAGAGCGUGACAGUGAAGGGAAAGAAGUUAGGUUCCCUGUUAUUCUCAAUGCACGGGAGAAAUUAAUUGCUUGGAAAGUCUGUCUUGCUUUUAAGCAAACAGUUUGUGGCUUUGAUUUACUACGGGCCAAUGGACAGUCUUAUGUCUGUGAUGUCAAUGGCUUCAGUUUUGUGAAAAAUUCCAUGAAGUAUUAUGAUGAUUGUGCAAAGAUACUUGGAAAUAUUGUAAUGCGAGAACUUGCGCCACAAUUUCAAAUCCCCUGGUCGAUACCCUUAGAAGCUGAAGAUAUUCCAAUUGUACCAACUACAUCUGGAACUAUGAUGGAGCUUCGAUGUGUCAUAGCUGUCAUACGUCAUGGAGAUCGAACACCAAAACAAAAAAUGAAGAUGGAAGUGAGGCAUCAAAAGUUCUUUGAUCUUUUCGAAAAAUGUGAUGGAUAUAAAUCAGGGAAGCUAAAACUCAAGAAGCCAAAGCAAUUACAGGAAGUCUUGGAUAUUGCACGACAACUUCUCAUGGAGCUUGGGCAAAACAAUGAUUCUGAAAUUGAAGAAAACAAAUCCAAACUUGAACAACUAAAGACUGUAUUAGAGAUGUAUGGCCAUUUCUCAGGAAUAAAUCGUAAGGUCCAAUUGACCUAUCUCCCUCACGGUUGUCCUAAAACAUCUAGUGAGGAAGAAGAUAGCCGACGAGAAGAGCCAUCCUUACUUCUGGUUCUAAAAUGGGGAGGAGAAUUAACUCCUGCAGGCAGAGUCCAGGCCGAAGAACUUGGAAGAGCUUUUAGGUGUAUGUAUCCUGGAGGUCAAGGAGAUUAUGCAGGAUUCCCUGGUUGUGGUUUGCUUCGAUUGCAUAGCACUUACCGACAUGACCUCAAAAUAUACGCUUCUGAUGAAGGACGAGUCCAGAUGACUGCUGCUGCUUUUGCAAAGGGCCUGUUGGCUUUAGAAGGAGAGCUCACACCCAUCCUUGUUCAGAUGGUGAAAAGUGCAAAUAUGAAUGGCCUGUUGGACAGUGAUAGUGACUCUUUGAGCAGCUGCCAACAACGUGUGAAAGCCAGACUUCAUGAAAUACUUCAGAAAGACAGAGAUUUUAGUGCUGAAGACUAUGAAAAGCUUACUCCUUCUGGGAGCAUUUCUGUCAUCAAAUCAAUGCAUUUAAUUAAAAAUCCUGUGAAGACCUGUGACAAAGUUUAUUCCUUGAUUCAAAGUUUGACUUCUCAAAUCAGACAUCGAAUGGAAGAUCCCAAAUCAUCUGAUAUCCAGCUUUACCAUAGUGAGACAUUGGAGCUUAUGUUGCGUAGAUGGUCCAAGUUGGAGAAAGACUUUAAAACAAAGAAUGGAAGAUAUGAUAUUAGUAAGAUCCCUGAUAUAUAUGACUGUAUAAAAUAUGAUGUCCAGCAUAAUGGUUCCUUGAAACUAGAAAACACAAUGGAAUUAUAUAGGCUUUCAAAAGCAUUAGCAGAUAUUGUUAUCCCUCAGGAAUAUGGUAUAACUAAAGCUGAAAAGCUGGAGAUUGCUAAAGGCUACUGUACUCCUCUAGUUAGAAAAAUUCGUUCAGACCUUCAGAGGACACAAGAUGAUGACACUGUAAAUAAACUCCAUCCUGUCUAUUCCAGAGGUGUUCUGUCUCCUGAUCGUCAUGUCCGUACCAGAUUGUAUUUUACUAGUGAAAGUCAUGUGCAUUCCUUACUGUCUAUUCUUCGCUAUGGUGCCUUAUGUGAUGAAUCCAAGGAUGAACAAUGGAAACGUGCUAUGGACUAUUUAAAUGUUGUCAACGAACUCAACUACAUGACUCAAAUUGUCAUCAUGCUUUACGAGGAUCCUAACAAGGAUGUUUCCUCAGAGGAACGAUUUCAUGUUGAGUUACACUUUAGUCCAGGAGCCAAAGGCUGUGAAGAAGAUAAAAACCUGCCAUCUGGCUAUGGUUAUAGACCCGCUUCCAGAGAGAAUGAAGGCAGGAGAACUUCUAAAAUGGAUGAUGAUGAACCUCAUACUUCUAAAAGAGAUGAAGUUGAUCGAGCUGUAAUAUUGUUCAAACCAAUGGUAUCAGAGCCAAUUCAUAUACACAGGAAGUCUCCACUUCCACGAUCUAGGAAAAUGACUACCAAUGAAGAAGAGAGCCCCCUGAGUGUAUCUAGCCCAGAGGGUACUGGUACCUGGCUGCAUUAUACCAGUGGUGUGGGUACUGGGCGUCGAAGACGCAGAUCAGGGGAACAAAUCACUUCUUCCCCUGUCUCCCCCAAAUCAUUGGCUUUCACAUCCAGUAUUUUUGGCUCAUGGCAACAGGUUGUAUCUGAAAAUUAUGUUCGAACACCAAGAAACCUUGUGGAACAGAAGCAGAACCCAACUGUAGGGUCUCACUGUGCGGGCCUAUUUAGCACCUCAGUGCUCGGGGGUUCUUCAAGCGCACCUAACCUACAAGAUUAUGCUCGUACUCAUCGUAAAAAGCUGACUGCUUCCGGCUGCAUAGAUGACGCCACACGUGGUUCCGCUGUUAAAAGGUUUUCUAUCUCAUUUGCUCGACACCCAACCAAUGGCUUUGAGUUAUACUCCAUGGUGCCAUCUAUUUGUCCUCUGGAAACUCUGCACAAUGCUCUGUCUUUAAAGCAGGUGGAUGACUUUCUUGCUUCCAUUGCUUCUCCCUCAACAGAAGUUAUAAGGAAGACCCCUGAAAUGUCUUCUUUGACCUCCCGUGCCAGCCCAGCAAUAAGAAGAAAAGUUUCUCUAAAUACAUAUACACCUGCUAAGAUCCUCCCAACCCCACCUGUUCUCUUAAAGAAUACUAAAGCAAGCAGCAAACCAGGUACUGGUGGACCUUCUAGUGCAGCUGAUCCUAAUACAGCUUCUCGGAAAAAGAACGUAACUAUCAAAGCUGAACUUCCUGAACACAAAAAAAGCACUGGGAAAAAGAAAUGAAAUGUUAGCAGAAACUGGAAUGCCUUAUAUUUAGAAAAGGCACUUGUUCAUAGAAAAAGAUAUGUAAUAAAUACUGAAACUUGUCACAACAAGUAAUUCCUAUUUUUCCUUAUACAUCUCUGUAUUAUUUUAAAAACAUGUUUAAGUCUAAAGGAAUCUGUUUAUGUGCAGACAAAAAACAUUGUCAUGAUCUGUAAAUGUUUAAAAUGAUGUCUGUCAGCAUUAUGUGAAUAACAGAAUUUGUGGCAAAUGCUUAUCAUUGUUAAUGUGAUGUUUACUGUGUGCCUAUGGUAAAGAAAAAAGCAAAAGCUCAGCUGGCCUGUACCAAAGUACUGUCUUAUCAGGUACACACUUGGUUCUCAUAAGAUUGCAUCAUAGCUGUAGGGUAAUGUAAUUUGACAUUCAUGUUGAAGUCUUUUUUAAAAUGUAUUUCCAAAGAGAUCUCAUUGACCAUUUUCAUCAAGAUUUUUUAUUGUUAUUAUAACAUUCUGCAAUAUUUAUUAACUGGCGUGACACAUGGUUUUUUUUUUCAAUAUGUACUUUGAAUUUUUAUUACAAAUUAUUUUAAACAUUACAAAUACAGUUAGGGGAAACAGUACUUUUAUGUAAAUAAAUUUACAUAUUAGUUUGUAGAAAAAUAUUUUCUUUAUAUAUUUCUUUACCAGGUGCUUUGUUUAUCAAGAAAAUUUUGCUUUAUAAAUGAACAAGAAAGAUACCUUUAGAGUUUUUCUAAGAGAAAUGGCUGUGAUGUCUAUAAAUCAAACAUUUAAUUUUCAGUUUUUGAGACCUAAGGAACUCAGACGAGAGAUGGAAACUGUCAGUGUAGAACUGAAUUGUAUUAAGUUAGUUAAGUGUCAUGUAGCGUCUGCUUCUACCUCCUGUUCUACGUUCCAUGUAUCUGUCGUUGCCACUGAGAAGGCUUUCAGAAUGAGCAUUUCAGACAAAUGCUGUUUACAAAUGAUUUCGCUUGAAAGAAGAAUUGUGAUCAUUGGUUUUUAAUUUCAUCUGUGGGAUGAAAAAAAUAUAUAUGUAUAUAUUAUUCUUGGUGCUUUUUUCCCUAGAUGCACAAAUAAUUGUGAACCAUUUGAAAUGACUUAAAACCAAACAGUGCAGCCUGCUACAAAUGUCAUGCAUCGGAAGUUUCAGAAAUUAGUAAAGCUUUAGCUUCAAACUUAUAUUAAGAAUUACUGGAUCCUUAAUAUAUGAAUGCAAUUAUUAUAAAUUUUCAAAAGAGACUUCUGACCAUAAAUCCUAUUAACUGGAUUUUAGGAAAUAGGCAUAUUACAUAUUAGUUGUUUUAAAAGGGAUCAGAAGCAACUUCAAAAAUAAAUACACGUAAAAUUAGAUACACUUGAAUAAGCUUAUAUAUGUCACAUGAAUGUAAUUAUAUGGUGAUAUAUCUUGUAAACACUUGAAUGUAUGUACGUUUUCUGUAUGUGAAUGUGGUUGGUUAAUGUACUCAUUAUGGGGGUAAGGAAAUGACAACUUUUGUAAGUGUAACUGAAUUAAAAAUGCCUUCUUUCUAAAAUCA